Molecule: messenger RNA, 3343 nt
Organism: Gallus gallus (chicken)
Lineage: Eukaryota; Metazoa; Chordata; Aves; Galliformes; Phasianidae
Gene: EHD3
Product: EH domain containing 3
Exons: 6
Coding region: 259-1866 (535 amino acids)
Biological process (GO): endosomal transport; endocytosis
Cellular component (GO): cytoplasm; plasma membrane
Molecular function (GO): calcium ion binding; GTP binding; protein binding
Source: RefSeq, marked provisional
GCUACCGCCUCCGCCCGCCUCUCGCGCUGUUCCUCCGCGGUAUGCCCGCGCCGGCAGCCGGCGGCGUGAAGGGAAGCGGCGUCUCCCGGCGCCGGUUGGCCGCGAGGAGCGUUUGCUGACUGAAACCGCCGGUACCGAUCGCGCAGCGGACAACGGUCCCGGAGGGAGCAUGCGGGGGUAGCCCCGGCCGCAGCCCCUCGCACCGCCCCUCGCCCGGCCUCGGCGCUCGCAGCGGAGCUGGCUUCAGGCGGCCCGAAGAUGUUCAGCUGGCUGGGCACUGACGACCGCCGGAGGAAGGACCCCGAGGUGUUCCAGACGGUCAGCGAGGGUCUGAAGAAGCUCUACAAAACCAAGCUACUGCCCCUGGAGGAACACUACAAGUUCCACGAGUUCCACUCGCCCGCCCUGGAGGAUGCCGACUUCGACAACAAGCCCAUGGUGCUGCUGGUGGGGCAGUACUCCACCGGGAAGACCACCUUCAUCAGGUACCUGCUGGAGCAGGAUUUCCCGGGGAUGAGGAUUGGACCAGAGCCUACAACUGACUCCUUUAUAGCUGUUAUGCAAGGAGAUGUGGAAGGAAUUGUUCCUGGAAAUGCACUGGUGGUGGAUCCCAAAAAACCAUUCAGGAAACUCAAUGCCUUUGGCAACGCCUUUUUGAACAGGUUUGUAUGUGCCCAGCUACCUAAUCCUGUAUUAGAGAGCAUCAGUGUCAUUGAUACACCAGGAAUCCUUUCUGGAGAAAAGCAGAGAAUUAGCAGAGGUUAUGACUUUGCUGCUGUAUUAGAGUGGUUUGCAGAGCGGGUUGACCGCAUCAUUCUCCUUUUUGAUGCGCACAAGCUGGACAUCUCUGAUGAAUUCUCAGAGGUCAUCAAGGCCCUGAAGAACCACGAGGACAAGAUGAGAGUUGUUCUCAACAAAGCUGACCAGAUAGAAACCCAGCAACUGAUGAGGGUUUAUGGUGCUCUCAUGUGGUCCCUGGGAAAGAUUGUCAACACUCCGGAGGUCAUCAGAGUCUAUAUUGGCUCCUUCUGGUCCCAUCCGUUGCUCAUCCCUGACAACCGCAAGUUGUUUGAGGCAGAGGAGCAGGACCUGUUCAGGGAUAUCCAGAGCCUUCCCCGCAACGCAGCCCUAAGGAAGCUGAAUGAUCUCAUCAAGCGGGCACGGCUGGCCAAGGUCCAUGCCUACAUCAUCAGUUCCCUAAAGAAGGAAAUGCCCUCAGUGUUUGGGAAAGACAAUAAAAAGAAAGAGCUUAUCAACAACUUGGGAGACAUUUAUGCCCGCAUUGAACGGGAACAUCAGAUCUCACCAGGAGACUUCCCUAAUCUGAGAAAGAUGCAGGAUCAGUUGCAGGCCCAGGAUUUUAGCAAGUUCCAGCCUCUGAAGAGCAAGCUGCUGGAGACUGUGGAAGACAUGCUAGCUAAUGACAUCGCCCAGCUCAUGGUGCUUGUACGCCAGGAGGAAUCACAGCGGCCUACCCAGAUGGUGAAGGGAGGAGCCUUCGAGGGCACUCUGCAUGGUCCAUUUGGCCAUGGCUAUGGUGAAGGCGCUGGCGAAGGGAUCGAUGAUGCUGAGUGGGUGGUGGCGAGAGACAAGCCCAUGUAUGAUGAAAUCUUCUACACACUGUCACCUGUCGAUGGUAAAAUAACUGGUGCCAAUGCAAAGAAGGAGAUGGUAAGGUCUAAGCUGCCUAACACAGUGCUGGGCAAGAUCUGGAAACUGGCUGACAUCGACAAAGAUGGCAUGCUGGAUGAUGAGGAGUUUGCCUUGGCAAAUCAUCUCAUUAAAGUCAAGUUGGAGGGUCAUGAGCUGCCAAACGAGCUCCCUUCCCAUCUCCUCCCUCCAUCCAAAAGGAAAAUAACAGAAUGAAAGGAAGGUUACAGGGGACAGGGAAAUGGAGGGGAGAAAGAUCUAGAGAAAUGUUUACUUAAAUUAUACCUUUAGAUGUGAGAUUGCCUUUCAAUGUAUACCUAUUCUGCUGUAUGAAGAAAAAAACUAAAGCGGAGCAAAAGUCCAAAUCUUCAUGACAAUAUGCAAUCAAUUCUUCCAUUGUAAUGUCCCCGAUGUCUAAUGUGUAGCCUGUAAACAUGGAGGUAAAGAAAGGAUCUUGAGAUUAGAAGAAAUUGAGUAGCAACAAUAGAAGGAAAACUCAAGUGGGCUUCAUCUUCUCAGAGUAAGCGCUCAUAGAAAUCUGCUAGCUACCAGUGCCACUCCUGAGCUUUGGCCACACAUUGUGUUCUUAACUGGUUUUGCAAACCUCAGGAGGCAGAGAUUCUUGACAGCAAAGAAGAAAUCACAGAAAGAUCUCCAAGCUGUUGACCAAAUUAAGGAAUACCUCCUAAUUAAUAAGAAAUACCAAAUUCUAAGUCCCUUGGUUAAAAAUUUUAGGAAUCUGGUUCACUGUUAGAUGCAAGUCCUUAAUAAUAAUAAAAAAAAGAAACAGCUCUGAACUGUGCAUCUGGAGUUCCUCAUUAUUGACUGUGGAAUAGGCACUAAGAAUUCCCAAGCACCUCUGCCUCCUAUUCGUUCUCUGGGGGAGAUCAGUUUUCCCAAGUAUGGCCAAGGAAACAACCAUCCCAAAGGAAACAGAAGGAAGGGGCACUAGAGGCAGACCUUAGGUGGGCUGGAAGGGAAGAACACCCAAGCUCUCUGAUCCUUUCAGAAGUGGGUAGUGUUUUCUCCUUCAAACACCUUUAAACAAUGGUGGUAUUCAUCAUUCCUGUCAAGCGAUACGUCUACUGUCAUUGUGUGCAGUGAAAGUUACUAGGUCCCAUUCUUACUGUAAAGCCAGGAAUGCAGCACUGUCACGUAAAUGGUCUAUUGAAAGAGCAGAGAACGUGGAGCAGAGCUUGUUCCGCUGUCUGUGCCCCCACAAAUAUAACCUCGAUGUUAACAGCCUUCACCUACCCUCCUCCUCACCACACAGUAAUACUCAAAGCCCUCCAGAACCUCUACCCUGAGCCACGAGACCUUCCUCUUUUUAAUGCUCUAUAAAAUUUCUGUUUUCAAGACUUGAUUUUGACAGAAAACCCUCGAUUUCCUAUUUUAUCCCUCCCCCAACACACGCACUCACACAUGCACUCUUUUGGGUUUUGUUGUUGCUUUAAAGCAGCAUUUUGUUCCAGUUCCUGUUGUCACUUUAUAUAAGCUGAGUUCCUACUGUGAUAAAAAAAAAAAAAACAAGACAAGUAUAACUUAUUUUAUAUCUGUGUUCAUAUUAUAUAGAGAAAUAUAUUGUGUAUGUAGGAUGUGCUUAUUGCAUUACAUUUAUCACUUGUCUUAAAAAUGAAUGCAUUAACCUUUUUUGUACCCUGGUCCUAAAACAUUAUUAAAAAGAAAGGCUAGA